AUGUCAAAUCUCAAGGAGAAAAUCGCUGCCUUUGAGAACCGCAGUCUGAUGGCGUCCCAGCCUCCUCCUCAUCAUCAUAAAGAGCAGGUGAUUCAUUCCUCCCAACACCAACAACCACCACAAACGAAUAGCAGUGGUGGAUUGAAUGUUCCUCCGUCCGCAGUAGGCCAUGGUACUCCUUCUCCCUCAACUCCAUCUGUUGCAACGAAUAUUAAUCAUCACCACACCACAACACCAACAAUAUCGGCAAAGACUCCUAUGUCAUCACAUCACUCAAACGGAAAACAACUUCCACCAACACCAACGGAUAGGAGCUCUCUCAAUAUUGGACUUUCAAGAAACAUAAAUCCACCUCCUCCACCGAACACUACUCCCCGAUCAGCAACGAUCAUGACAUCACCACCACCACCACCACAACAACCCAAUAAUAGUAGUAGCAAUUCACAUCACCCAAUCACACCAAUGGAGUCAUCACCUCCACAGAAUGGAAAAUCUGAGCAAAAUGAUCAAGAUGAUUCUACAUCCUCCAACGAAGAUGAAGAUAUCAUAAAUAACAACAACAAUGGAUCCAUGAACGGAGGAAACGGUGGUGAAGAAGAGCCUGAAUCCAUUUCUGAUAACAAUCAACAACAACACCCACAACAACAAAACACAACAACUUUAUCACAACAAAAAGUACAUUCUACGGACCUUCAUCAAUUACCAAAAAACAAACCUGCUGUACCAAAUAGAUUUAGAAACAAUGGAGGAGGUACCGUAGCAAGUUCUAGUGGCACUAGCUCAGCUCAAUUUAGACCCAAACCAAAUCCAAAAUUACCUCCAAGUCUUCCUCAACCACGACGUGCUCAAGCAUCUGUUGACUUUGGAAGUAGUCGUAUUAAUAUUGGUGGAGCAACAGGAUCACCUCUCUCUGAAAGUACCACGAAUAAUCUUUCUGGCAACAAUUUGACCGGUGGCAAUCUCGUAACCAAUUUAGAUCCAAACUCAGCUAUUUCGUACUCUGAUUCUGCAUCAGCAUCAAGAAUUUCAAUGAGAGCAGGUAAUAGUGGAAUGGUUUAUGCUUCUGGAUUGUCUUCACUACCUGGUGACAAGGGUCCACAAGGAAAGUUUAUUCCCUAUAUUCCAGCAGAAGUUGAGGCUGUCAUGAGUGUUACCACUGGAAGUGCUGGUGUACAUGCUCACACGAUCAGUCGAACAAGUAUGAGCAUCAGUUCCAUCGAUUUAGAUUCUGAAACUCAACAAUUUGCUGCCAUUUACAAACAUCCUACAAAACAGCAACAAGAUGCAGCCAUAGUUUUACAGAAAUACAUUAGAAGAUGGGAAGCCAGAAAGACGUAUAAAAAGAUUCAAAAAGCCAGAGUGAAUCGAGAAAAUUGUGCCAAAGAAAUUCUUUCUACCGAGAAGAGUUAUGUGGAAUCUCUCAACAUUCUUCAAGAAGUAUACUUAAAACCAUUCAAAGCAAUGGCUGCCAAAGAAAAACCAAUCAUCAGCAAAGAAGAAGUUCAAGCUAUUUUUUCUGACAUUGAUGUUAUUUUGAACGUCAAUACAACCUUUUUGAAUGAUUUAGAGGAAAGACUUAAAACCUAUGAACACAAUGUCCAGAUUAGUGACAUUUUCCUUACUAUUGCUCCAUUCUUCAAGACAUACUCACGAUACUGUAACAACUUUGAUAAGGCCAACGAGGUUUUGAAAGAAUGUAAAAAACGAGAAGAUUUCAAAGAGGUGGUUGUCAAGAUGGACAAGGAUAGCAGAACAUCCAAGUUAGGUCUUCAAAGUUAUCUUAUCUUACCUAUCCAACGUAUUCCAAGAUAUAGACUUCUUUUACAAGAUUUGAUCAAACACUCUGGUCCUGAUCAUCCUGAUUACAAGGGAUUGAAAAACGCUCUUGAUAAGAUUUGUGAAGUUGCUGACCAUCUUAACAACACAAUGAAAAUCAUUGAAGCUACCAAUGACAUUAUUAAGAUUCAAUCUCAAUUCUAUGGUGAUAUUAACCUUGUAGAGCCUCAUAGAAGAUUUUUAAAGGAAGGAGCGCUUCAAGAAAUUAUUUCUUCAGAUUUUACAAAAACAAGAGAUACCUAUAUUCAUUUAUUUAAUGACAUUGUACUAUUCUCUCAGAAAGGAGGAAAAUUUACACUCAAAGUUCAAUUUCCACUCAAUGACUUGGUUAUAUUUAAUUAUGUUAAUCAAGAUGAUCAAAUUGAUGAUUUAAUUUUCAAAGUACAGUCUCCAAGCAAAGCAAUUAUUCUGAAAGCAGCCUCCAAAUCUGAUAAAGAUAACUGGGCCAUCACCUUACACAAUCUUAUCAAGGAAUGUAAAAACUCAAAGCGAAACAAGACACUUAAUGUAGAUGAACAUACUAUUGCCGACGAUUCUUCAACAACGUUUGCUCUUGCUAUGAGCGAUAAUGAUGAAAUUACUAUUCCUCCUGAGGAAUGUGUUCGAAGAAUGAAAGAAGGAUCCACCAUGCUCAAGUAUUGUAGAAAUGCCAAACCUCACUUUAGAAGAUUCGUUCUCAGUAAUGACGGAACAGAAUUAAUGUGGGGAUCUCCAAACAAGCAAUCGAAUGAGUCCAUUGUUUCAUUAACAGAUGUGAAGAAGAUUUGUUAUGGACAAAACACAGCCAUUUUCCAAAAGUAUAAGAAUCCUGAUCUAGAAGGUCUUUCAUUCUCACUUCUCUAUAGAGAUAGAACUUUGGAUAUCGUAUGUAAGGAUAAGCAAGAAUAUCAUACCUGGGUUCAGGGUGUAACAUACUUACUCUCACACAUGGAAGACAUUCUCAAUCAGAAACGAAUUGCGCCACCCACUGCUUCUAACGAACCAAAAUUUGCGCCACCUGCCCUUGUACAUGACAUGGAGAAUGAAAAACAAAAAUUCAAGGAACAAUUCGAAAGAAUUGGAGAUGCCUAUACAUGGGGUCAAGGUGCUUGUGGCGGUCUUGGGCAUGGAAAUCAAGAAGACAAGAAAGAACCUCUUGUCAUGAAAGACUUUUUGUAUUUGGAUGUAUCUUUGGUUGCAUGCGAAAACUCGGCAGGUGCUGGUGUCAUGUUUACUGGAGAGUUAUUCACGUGGGGAAAGGGUGAGAAAGGUAGAUUGGGUCAUAGUGACACCAAUGAUAGAAUUAAACCUACCUAUGUGAAAGCAUUGCAAGGAAGGAACAUCAAACAUGUCUGUAUGGGUAAUUUACAUACGUUGUGUCUUGAUGACACUGGUACUGUGUUUGCUUUUGGUGAUUAUCAAUAUGGACAAUGUGGUCUUGAAAAAGUGGAUGGUUUUACUUCAACACCAACUCCUCUACCCAUUUGUACGAAUGGUUUCAAGGUUACUACGAUUGCUUGUGGGCAUUGGCAUUCAGCUAUUGUUUCCAAUGAUGGUCAAUUAUUAACUUUUGGAAGAGGAGAAGAUGGACAACUUGGAUUUGGAGAUAAAAGUAAUAGAGCUACUCCAACCAGAGUCAAAGGAGUUUUAGAUGACUAUAAGAUUGUAGAUGUUGCUUGUGGACUAUGGCAUACCAUGGCCCUUACUGAAGAAGGAUAUCUUUUCACAUGGGGAAAUAAUACCUAUGGUCAAUGCGGACACAAUAAUACUGACGAGUAUUUAUUACCAGCAUUUGUGGAGACGUUUAGAAAUAUGCCUGUUAAGCAAAUUGCUGCUGGUAGUGCUCACAGUGGAUGUAUAACAGAAGGAGAUGGAGCUGUAUAUAUGUGGGGUAAUGGUAUUUAUGGUCAAAUUGGAAACAAUUCAAAUACUCAUGCAUUGAGUCCUAUGAGAGUCAAGUUUGGCAAACUUAAGGCUAAGCAACUUGUUUGUGGUGUCAACCACGCCAUGACAUUGAUGGAAGAUGGAUCAGUGUAUGCUUGGGGUGCUGGUACUUAUGGUCGACUUGGUAUCAAUAGUGAAGGCGAUCAACGAGUUCCUGUUCGAAUAACAUUCUUCGAUGACAAGAGUGUUCGUACGCUUGGUGCAGGAGGUUCUCAAAGCGCAGCUGUGUGUGCUCACCAAUGGGUUCCAGACAAGGAUGCUACCAAUUGUAUGAAUGAAAGUUGCAAAGCUAAAUUCACCUUCCUUAGAAGAAGACAUCACUGCAGAUACUGUGGAGGUAUUUUCUGUGGAAAUUGUACCACAAAGAGAAUCACAUUACUUCGUUUUGGUUUUGAUGAACCAGUUAGAGUUUGUGACAAUUGUUAUCAAAUUUUAACAAAUGCUGCUCAAACCUAUAAGAGAUAA
Molecule: messenger RNA, 4224 nt
Organism: Naegleria fowleri
Lineage: Eukaryota; Heterolobosea; Eutetramitea; Acrasida; Naegleriidae
Exons: 3
Coding region: 1-4224 (1407 amino acids)
Biological process (GO): intracellular signal transduction
Molecular function (GO): protein binding; guanyl-nucleotide exchange factor activity; metal ion binding
Source: RefSeq, a predicted model, not a curated record